Letharia lupina is the source of this 1575-nucleotide messenger RNA. RefSeq lists its product as uncharacterized. The transcript has 7 exons. The record is from RefSeq and is a predicted model, not a curated record. Lineage: Eukaryota; Fungi; Ascomycota; Lecanoromycetes; Lecanorales; Parmeliaceae. Bases 1 to 1575 code for a protein of 524 amino acids.
AUGCGUGUGAGAUCAGGUCGACCCAGUGAACAAGAAGAUUGGUAUCGCGUCUACACGGUGCUUCGUUGGUAUUGGCGGAAGCAGACAACAGCGCGAAAGACCGAGCAAAGCGAGGGGACAUCUAAGGCACAAGGCAAUGCUGCGCAGGGAGUCGACUACUACGAUCCGCAAGACUCGCGCGCAGGGACUGACGAUGGGGCGGUGUUAUCUAUGGACAAGAUCAAGAAUAUCUGGACGCUGGAAGACGCAGGAAUGGAUGACGACACUAUCGAAUUCGCAUUCCCUGAACACAUUGCUAUCGACCCUGCCGGCGACGUCACCAAGGAGCAAUUCCUUGAUCACUGUGAAACUUUCACAGUCCUACCGGAUUUCUGGGGUGUCUGCCUCAGAUUUGAGAACCGAUCUGAGUUCUGGAAACUAGAUCUUAACUCAGAAGGGUGGUUAGCUGGGAAUUUUAUGCCACAUGGAGCACCUGCCGUCCGAAAAGACAAGGACGGCAAGAGAGAUUUCGUGAUCUGGAACGCCUAUCAACUACACGGUGAUGUGGGGGAGCGCAUGGGACUGACUCGGAAGAUGUCUACCGGCGCCAAAGUGAGAAGGAGCGGAGGACAACCCAAGGACGAAAACUUCCUUGGUAAAGUAACAGAGCUUGCCUUCCCUCCAUGUGAAUCUUGGCUACAGGUCUCGAUCGCUCUGCGAGCCAUCUAUGACUGCGUCGAUGAGGAGGGAUUAUCCGACCCAGAUAUCGAGCACCGGGCUUAUCGCAUCCUGUCGUUCAUUCGAAAAAUCAUCGAAAACCUGAAGAAAGCAAAGGCAGAGGCUAAGAAGGCCACUGAAGAGUCGGAGCCAGCUGUCAACAAUGACACCAACACGUCCCCCUCUGCUCAAAAUCCUGAAUCUAGUGGGAAAGACGGGGCUCCCACGGAUUUCAAAGUCGCUCAAUCUGACACCGGCCGCGAGACAUGGAAACUCGGCUCCGAGUCAGAACGCAUGGUUGCCAGCGACCAUAAAUCAGAGAAACGCGUGUCUGAGAAACGCGUGUCUGAUAACGAAACAAUCCCGGUCACGCCCAAGAAGCGUAAGCCGAUUACUGCGCUCGUACCAAUGACCCCAUCCAAACGAGCCUAUAUCAGCUCCCACUUCCACGGUAUUCUAGAUACUUUACUCGUCCAAAAACUCACGCUAUCCCAGCCACAAAUUGAGGUUCUCACCUAUUUCAAGAUAACAUCAUCCAAAAAUAAUCUCGUUCGCGUCCAGCAAACUCUCCGCUCAAUACAGAGCGCUCCCUCCUAUUACGUACCCGCUCCUGACGAAACGUCGGCCGAGUUAGAGAAGAUCGUCCAGCAGUGCCGUAUCAUCUUUAGCGAACCCGCACAGGCUGCGUGCGUCGAGUAUAGCAAGUUGUAUGACUUAGCGAAACUUGCUUCGCUCAUGGUAGAGCUCGAGGAGACCUUGAACGAUAAUCGUAAUACUGAAGUAGUCAAUUACGUCAAGAAGAUCUGCGAAGUGCAUAAACUGGGACCAAAGAAGAGAGGCCCGGAUCUUGCCUCUCAAUAUGUCACGUAUCCAAUCUGA